AUGGUGCCUCCUUAUACAGCGGAAGAGAAGCAAUGGCUUCGAGUCCAUUUCGACGGCGAGUUCAAGUUUCUUAUGGCCUACGGCCUCAGCAUCUACGACGAGGAUGAACGCGCCGAGGGAAGACUUAUUGCACGCGCGAUGAUGGCGAAUGAUGGGUGA
Podospora pseudocomata is the source of this 159-nucleotide messenger RNA. RefSeq lists its product as uncharacterized. The coding region runs from base 1 to 159 and encodes 52 amino acids. The transcript has a single exon. NCBI's taxonomy places the organism in Eukaryota, Fungi, Ascomycota, Sordariomycetes, Sordariales, Podosporaceae. The record is from RefSeq and is a predicted model, not a curated record.